AUGAGAGCAGUGCGCUCGGAUGACAUCGGGAUCCUCCAGAAUCUCACGCGUCAAACGACCGGUCUCACGGCAUACGAAUUGCGUGUCCUGAACAAGAAACGGUCAUGGCUGCGCGCCUACAGCCCGAAUCCGCCCUCCUCGACAGCAUCGCUGCGGGCGUACGCACGCGCACUGGCAGCGACGCUCGUGUUCGCGCAGGAAGAGGCAGGGACGGCAGUGUGCAUCGACGAGUCGGGCCUGGUGCUGACGUGUUCGCAUUGCGUUGCGGAGGAUGCGGAUGAGCUGCGGGAGGGCGCGAGCCCCGGCCGGAUGAUGAUUUUCGCAGACGGACGCGUCGUGCGCGCGGAGUGGAUCGUCUGGGACGCGCGUCUAGAUCUGGCUUUGCUCCGCAUAGUCGCGGCGGAGCCCUCCCCACAUGAAUCCUCCCCACUUUCUUCCUCCACCUCUUCGUUCCCGUUCGUUCCCGUCUCCCACACCGCACCCAAGUCCCGUGCGCGGUUGCUCUGCAUUGGCCACCCGGGCUCAGAUGACCUCGAGUCCGUCGUUCCGGGCACGAAGACGGGCUACGACACGCUCUUCAUCAGCGAGGGGCGCUUCAGAGGGAUGUGUCCCGGCCAGGACGUCAUGGAUAACAGUGAGAUUGGGGCGCUCAUGCACGAUUGUUGGACGUAUUGGGGGCACAGCGGGGCACCACUAAUCGAAGCGGAUGGCGGCGAGCUCAUCGGACUGCAUAGUAGCUGGGACGAGGACACCGGGAUGCGCCGAGGCGUCGGAUGGGCGGCUUUGCAGAGCUUCUGUCGUGAACAUGUCUGGGUUUGA
Messenger RNA from Mycena citricolor, 819 nucleotides. Lineage: Eukaryota; Fungi; Basidiomycota; Agaricomycetes; Agaricales; Mycenaceae. The record is from the annotation of a GenBank genome assembly.